This is a messenger RNA of Kwoniella botswanensis, 4248 nucleotides long. RefSeq lists its product as uncharacterized. The record is from RefSeq and is a predicted model, not a curated record. Gene Ontology annotation, biological process: protein N-linked glycosylation; oligosaccharide metabolic process. The transcript is spliced from 28 exons. Gene Ontology annotation, cellular component: membrane. Gene Ontology annotation, molecular function: calcium ion binding; Glc3Man9GlcNAc2 oligosaccharide glucosidase activity; mannosyl-oligosaccharide 1,2-alpha-mannosidase activity. The coding region runs from base 1 to 4248 and encodes 1415 amino acids. NCBI's taxonomy places the organism in Eukaryota, Fungi, Basidiomycota, Tremellomycetes, Tremellales, Cryptococcaceae.
AUGGCUGAGAUACGUCAGAGACAAGGUCCAGGCGAGAAGGAACAGGUCAAAGUGCCGUUACCCUCGGAUCAAAAAGGUAAACGUUUAGACAAGAAGGAGAUCGAUAAGAAGGUUGAGCAGAUUCAGACGUUGAAUGCUGUAAGGUUGAUACUUUCCUUAGCUGGGCUGGGAGCAGUAGUAUGGUUCGGGUACAAGACAUUAUAUCCAAUUCUCUUCACACCUUCAACAACAAGUGAGGGAGAGAAUCUAGCAACGAAGAUAUCCUCAACCUCAAGGUUCAAAUUCGGUAAAAAGAAUCAACAAUCUUUGAUAUCUUCCGAAAUACCUAGUCCGGUGGGUGGUAUAAAGCUUGAAGCGGAUGUGGAGAAGAGACAAGCGGUGAAAGAUGCUUUCAUUUGGAGUUGGAAUGCGUACGAGAAAUACGCAUGGGGUUCAGAUGAAUUCUCUCCCCUCUCGCAAUCCGGCUCCAACUUGACUUCGGCGGGUGGUAUAGGAUAUACCAUCGUAGAUUCUCUCGAUGCAUUGUUAGUACUUGACUUGAUACCCGAAUACGAAAGGGCUAGGGAUUGGUGUAAGAAUGAACUGAGUUUUGAGAAAGAUGCAGUGUUCAAUACUUUCGAGACGACAAUCCGUAUUCUCGGUGGACUUCUCUCAGCCCACUAUCUCACCUCAGUACAUACCAACCCCUCAAUCCAGCAAGAUGCCCCGAUAUUCCUUGAUCUAGCUGUAGAUCUCGGGGAGAGACUCCUAGGUGCAUUCUCAAGUCCCUCGGGUUUACCUUGGUCAGGUAUCAAUUUAGCUACUCGCGACGGAAUUCCAGAUAGGGAUAAUCAAGGUGUAGCUUCACUAGCUGAAGCUGCGAGUCUACAAUUGGAAUUGAAAUACCUCAGUCAUCUCACUGGAGAUUACGUAUAUUGGAAAAAGGCUGAAAGGGUAUCGGAGAUCAUCAGAGGAGAGGCGGUACAUGAUGGUAUCGCUCCGAUUUUCAUCAGUCCUAUGAACGGUCAAUUUGUCGCUUCGGAGAUCAGACUUGGGUCAAGAGGUGAUUCAUACUACGAAUAUCUUCUCAAACAAUGGCUUCAGACUGAUCGUGAAGAACCGGUCUAUCGAGAUAUGUACGACGAAGCCAUGGGAGGUAUCAAGAAACACCUGAUCGGACAAACCAAGAAAUCCGGAUUGAUCUUUACUCAAGAGUUACAUCCUGCCAGACACCCAAGAGAUCAAAGUCAAACUUGGCAGGUCGUACCUAAACAAGACCAUCUGGUGUGUUUCCUCGGUGGAUCUUUCAUCUUAGGUAUAACCGAAGGUGGUAAACGAUCGGUUGAUUGGAAAGAUAUGGAUGAAGUUCAACAGGAAGAUUUCGUGGUUGGGAAAGGGAUCAUUGAGAGCUGUAUGAAGACUCAUGAGACUGCUACUGGCUUAGCACCGGAAAUUGCAAUGUUCGUACAAUGGAGUGAUGAACAGAGGGCUGCUGAUGAGGAUUGGUAUAUAAAGCCCAACCUCAACGGAGUCCUGAUCGACGGGCGAAACAUCCUUCGACCCGAGACUGUCGAGUCCCUCUUCCUAGCGUACAGAUCAACAGGCGACGAACAGUAUAGAGAGUGGGGUUGGGAGGUGUUCCAAGCAUUUGAGAAGUGGUGUAAAGUCCCUUCAGGUGGUUAUGCGGGUAUAGAAGAUGUUCAGACUGUUCCACCUAAACAAUUGGACAGGAUGGAAACUUUCUGGUUGGCCGAGACACUCAAUGUAUUUUAUGCGAAGGAUGAAGAAUUCGCCGAUGCUUUGUCGAUCCGAAUUACAGCAUACAAUCGUGGACCGGACCCAGCAGAUCUACACAUCUUGCCUCAGCUCUUCUUUAGGAAUACUUGGUCGUGGCCUAAGGAAUUACCCAAGAACAUGCCCAACGUAAGGCAAGAAGCUGAAGGUGUUAUUUACGCUUCGGAAGAAUCACUCGGUAAUACCAGACUGUACUGUACACCUUCCCCUGCACCUGCUGCGCCUGCUAAAGGCGGUGUGGUAUUGGUUGAUGGACCAAGUAUCGUACCUGAGCUGCUCUUUACUGAGAAUGAGACCAACUUCGAGCGAUUGUACAACGGUAAAAACCGAACACCUUACGUUAAAGAUGCUUUCCACGAUCAUAUCAUCCCAUCUCACCGACCUGUUGAACCCGAAACCAACGGAGAGAAAGAGGCAUCCACCAGCGAAGCCGACGGGUCCGACGGUGAGGCUGAACAGGUUAUCGAACCUCCUCCUCGACCUACAUCAGCACACGGUGGUCGACAAUUCGUCAACCCCGAGAAAACAGGUACGAAAGCUGGUGCGCACUACGAGUUCAAGGAUGUACCUGGAAAAGGCGGUUGUGUAGUCGUCAGAUUGAAGAUGACUCCUUAUUCACCUGAUGAAGAUCCCUCGAUCUUGGAUGAAGAGUUGUUCGAUGAUAAUAUCGAAGAAAGAAGGAUCGAUGCGGAUGAAUUCUAUGGUGCUAUUUCGAGAGGAUCUAUAAGUGAAGAUUUGAGGAAUAUCAUGAGACAAGCUUUGAGUGGUAUGCUUUGGACUAAACAAUAUUAUCAAUAUAUCCAAAAAGAAUGGAUGGAUGGUGAUCCAGGUCAACCACCUCCUCCACCGGAGAGAAAAUGGGUCAGAAAUAGAGAAUGGAAACAUAUGUAUAUCAAUGAUAUCCUCUCUAUGCCGGACAAGUGGGAAUAUCCAUGGUUCGCUACCUGGGAUACCGCUUUCCACUGUAUCCCUCUUGCCAUGGUCGAUCCUUCUUUCGCCAAAAAGCAGCUCGACUUGAUGACUCGAGAAUGGUACAUGAAGCCUGAUGGUGCUUUACCUGCCUACGAAUGGAAUUUCAGUGAUGUCAACCCUCCUGUACACGCUUGGUCUACAUUCCGAGUAUUCAAGAUUGAACGAAAGAUGUUUGGAAGAGAGGACUUGGACUUCUUGGAGAGGGUAUUCCAGAAAUUACUGCUGAACUUCACUUGGUGGGUAAACCGAAAAGAUGCAGACGGAAACAACGUCUUCGAAGGUGGUUUCUUGGGUCUAGAUAAUAUUGGUCCAUUCAACCGAUCUGAACCAUUGCCUACUGGUGGUACUCUCCGACAAGCUGAUGGUACAGCAUGGAUGGCAUUCUUCUGUUUGAACAUGUUAUCGAUCGCCUUGGAAUUGGCUAAACAUAAUCCGACUUACGAGGAUAUUGCUUCUAAGUUCUUCGAGCAUUUCCUGUUCAUCUCUGAUGCGAUGACAUUUGUCGGUUCCAACGACGAACAACUUUCUCUGUGGAACGAAGAAGAUGGUUUCUACUAUGAUGCUAUUCAAUGGGGAUAUGGACACUCUCAACAAUUACCUGUCCGAUCCAUGGUCGGUUUGAUGCCUCUGUAUGCCACCUUGGUCUUGGAACCUCAAGUCAUCAAGCGAUUCCCUGGAUUCAAGAAGAGGAUGGACUGGUUCAUUGAGAAUAGACCUGAUAUUUCUACUAGAAACAUCGCUAAUAUCAGAGAGAGAGGACGAGGUGAUAGACGAUUACUUGCCAUCGCAUCUAAAGAAAGACUCGUUCGAAUCUUGGAGAAGAUGUUGGAUGAGAAAGAAUUCUUAUCUGAAUAUGGUGUACGAUCUAUGUCCCUUCACCACCACGAACAUCCAUUCUCCAUGAAUGUCAACGGAGAAGACUUUGGUGUAGGGUACUGGCCGGGUGAUUCUCGAUCAGGAAUGUUCGGUGGUAAUUCCAAUUGGAGAGGUCCAAUUUGGUUCGCUGUCAACUUCUUACUUAUCGAGAGUCUACAACGAUUCCACCAAUAUUAUGGUGAUACCCUGACAGUAGAAUGUCCAACAGGAAGUGGAGAUUACAUGUCAUUAGCAGGAUGUGCCGAAGAGAUCCAACAUCGACUUAUCCACAUCUUCUCAAGGGACGAAUCUGGACGAAGAGCCGUUAACGGUGGUAAUCCGAAAUUGAACCGUGAUCCGAAUUUCAGAGAUUACGUUCAUUUCUAUGAAUUCUUCCAUGGUAAUGAUGGUAGAGGUUUAGGUGCAUCCCACCAGACUGGUUGGACAGGUUUGGUAGCCUGGAGUAUUAUGCAGACUGGAGAAUACUGUAGAUUACCCAAGACACCUAGAACCCCAAGAUCGGUCGCCAAACAUUACUUUGACGAGCAUCUCAAUACACCUUCAGAGUACAAUGCCGAAGAUGGUUCGUUGUACUCUGCCUACUCUGUUCAUUCAGAUUUCGAUAAUCCCGAACCUGAUGAUUUGUAA